GUUAUUUUGCGUUGAAUUUUUGAACCGAGCAGACGUACGUCGCGGACGCCUUGUGUAAAAACGCGGUCUACGUACAGUGCAACCAUUUUGCUUAUAUAUAUAUAUCUAUCGAUGUAUAUGUGUGUAUGUGUAUAUGCCAAAGUGGUGUAGCAAAAUAAAAAUUGCAAAAACAACAACAACAAGAAGAAGAAGAAAUAUAUUUUGCACAAGCUUGUGAAAACUUCUAGUGUUUGUGCUUUUCAGCGGCAGCAACAACGACAACAACAUCGACGCCGUCGCGCUCAAUUUUUUACGGCGCGCCGCCUGCUGUUUCGAAGUGCGUGUGUGUGAGUGCGAGUGCGGUUUACAUGAGCGUGCGAGUGUGAGUGCGCUGUCUGUGUGUGUUGUGUCUGCCUAACAAUUUGCCGCUAAACACAAAAGCAGCUGAAGGCAGCGAGAAGAAGCAGACAGAAGACCAGCUGACGACGACUACGACGACGACGACGUCGACAAUAUACACACAUAGCAAAAAGUCAACGAUCGAUUGCGCGUAUAUGUGCAUGUGUUUGUGUGUGUGCGUGUGUGAGCAGCAGACCAGGUGAAAAACAGAAAGCGAAGAAGAAGCAGAACAGCAACAAACCAAACGAAAACGAAAAAAAAAAUAAAAAUAAAAAGUGAAGCACGUGUGUCCUGCUCUAAUAACAGUUACAUUCGCAUCGCGCGACAACCAACAACAGCAACAAACACACAGACAUCAAAUAAAAAAUGUCUUCGGUACCGCUGGCCAUUAAAACGGAGGAAGUCAUUUUGGAAAACGCCGAAUACAACAGCGCUGAGGAAUUGGAUGAAGAGUUACAAUUACAACUGGAAGAUUCAGGCGGCGAGAAUACCUAUCACAUUGAGUACACCACCGAGCCGGCGCAUCAGGUUACAACCAGCUCGCAGCGUCGCCAAUCGAAUAUGAGCGCAUCGAAUACAACAAAAGAUGGCGGGGGAGGCGGCGGCGGCGAUGGGGGCAGCUCGCCAAGCGGCAAGCCCAUAUUGGAUACCGAGAAGCGUAUGAGACGGGAAAUAGCCAACAGCAACGAGCGACGACGCAUGCAGAGCAUCAAUGCCGGUUUUCAGAAUUUACGUUCGCUCUUGCCACGACACGAGGGCGAAAAGUUGAGCAAGGCUGCCAUAUUGCAACAGACCUUCCAAUAUAUUGUGGAGCUGGAGAACCAGAAGACACAGCUGCUGACGCAGAACAGCGAACUGAAGCGACAGGUGGGCGAGCACGAGGCCAAUGGAGGAGGCGGAGGAGGAGGAGGCGCCUCGGGCGACAAUUACAACAACAGCAAUGCGAACGAGACGAACGGAGGAGGAGGCGGCGGGGCGAGUGCGGUGGCCAUCAAGAAGCGCAAGCUGACGGACAACGUUAUCAACAUGCAGACGAUCAGCGACAGCUCCGACGAGGGACUCGGCUCCAUGUCCCCGGAGCCCAUGACCCUGCUCUCCGCGGGCGGCGGAGGCGGGGCAGCAGCGGCGGCGGCAGCAGCAGCAGCCGGAGCAAAGCUGAACAAUGCGAGCAUAAUUGCGGCCAAGGAGCUGCUGGAGAUGAAGAAACAGCUGGAGAAGGAGCGCAGCCUGCGGCGGCUGCUCGAGGACGAGCUGCAAAUGAUCAAAAGGCAGCUGUACAGCGUGGCGACGGCGCCGCCGGGCACCGCGGUCGCCGCGGCAGCGGCCAACAGCAGCAGCAGCGGCGGAAGCAGCGGCGCCUACAUUCCACGCGAGGUGAUCGAGCACACGGACAACUUUGUGCGCGCCGAGGAGCUGGAGGAGCUCGGCGGCACCGUCUCGUAUGUGGAAAUCGAUGAGAUGACCGGCCAGCAGCAGGUUGUGGUCUGCUCGAGCAUCGAGGAGCUCGAGUCGGAUGCGGCAGCGGAAAUCAUAAGCGAGGAUCAGGUGCACGAGGAGGUGAUACUGUCGUCGAACAGCUCGACGGAGUCGGAGAACGAGGUGAACGUGAAUGCCAUUGCCAAAGCCUAUGCCGAGGGCAUGAGCACGCCCAUCCUGCAGGCGGCCAUCAAGGCGACGCCCAAGGUCGAGGUGGAGCGCAUCAACAUUAACGAGAAGAUUGUCAAGGUCAAGACGGAGAAGCUCGACCAGCCGACGACGACCACGACCGUGAUGGGCGCCACGGCCGUAUUCACACGCUCCCGCCAGAACCUGGAGACGAUUGUCGAGGCCAUACGGCACCUGGAGGGCGAUCACCUGUUCGCCGACGGCGACCAGCAGCACAAGCUGCAGCAGCAUUAUCAGCACCAGCCGUCGCAGUCGCAGUCGCAGCAUCAUCCGCAGCAGCAGCAGCAUCAUCCGCAGCAGCAGCAUCAUCGGCUGGCGCAGGAUGCGCCGCUCGCCUUGACCACCGGCAAGCAGCAUGCGGCGCUUGCCGAGCUGCGUCCGUUCCUGCAGUUGAAGGGCAACAAGCAGGUGAUCAUUACUGCCAAGUCUGCCAAGGAUGUGGGCGGCACUGUUAGCAGCGUCACGCCCACAGCGAUAUAUAAGGUGCAGACCAGCAGCAGCAGCGGGGCGGCGGGAGCAGGAGUGAGUCACCAUCAGCCGGUGACCAUCACAACGUCGCUCAAGCAGUGUCGUCCCGGGGUCAUUGUCGCCAAGCAGCUGCCGUCCUCCUGAUUGCCCAACAGCAGCAGCAGCAGCAGCAGCAGCAGCAGCAGUAAGAAUAACAGCAACAUUAACAGCAGCAGCAGCAGCAGUAUUAAAGGCGCGCGCAAUAACAUAACUGUAACAGCAGCAGCAACCGUAACAGCAGCAGCAACUCCUAAACGGCGCAGCUAUGUUAAGCAACAGCAGCCGCAACAGCUGCAGGUGCGUUUUAACAGCGCUGUUAGGCCUCAAUAGAGCUUGCGCGCUGUUAACACAGAUCUUGCGCCCUGCUCUGUUAAGCUGCUGCUAAAAACAAAACAAAACAACAACAAAAAACACAAAUUAACGGCAAUUGUAUAAAAUUAGUAAAAGAAAAACGAAAAGAAUUUUGUGCAGUCGAACUCGUAAUUAAUUGAUUAUUUUGUGUUUAAAAACAAAACAUUUUUCCAUUUGCAAAAAGAAUACCACAAACUCACUUUAAAUAGCCACUGUAAUUAAAAAGCAACAACAACAAUUUGUUCAUUUAUUGUUUAAGUCAAUGUGUGAAAAACAAAACAAAACAAAAACAAAAACAAAACGAAAGAAAACUACAACAGGCAGUAACAACAAAACAGAGUACAAAAACAAAAUAGACAUAAAAUUUUAUGAUUUUCUGUUUAUUACAACACACAAAAACAAACACACACACAUACAUACAUACAAACACCUAAAAAGAAAAAAGAAAAAUACAGCAAGUUAAGCAAAAUUAAAAAUUUAUUCAAUAAGCAACAAAAACGAAAAAAUAUAUAUACAAAUAUAUAUAUAAACAAAAAACAAAAAAAAACGGUACAUGCUAUAUAGAAAUACAUAUGUGUAUGUAUAAUAUAUAUAAUGAGCAUGUUGAACUCUAUAAAAACCAUCGCAUUAAUUUUUACAUUUUUAAAUUAUUUUCUAUUAUUUAAUUAAUUUUAAAAUUACACACACACACACACACACACAAACACAUACAAAAAAAAAACAACUUAAUUGUAUUUUUUCCUUUUGCCCAAAACAAAAAAAAAAAACUAAAUGAAAAAAACGAAAAUGCGAAAAAUUUUUAGAAUGGAACUUAUCGAGUUUUUGUUGAUUGUAUAAUCUAAUUAUAAGAGAGCGCGUGGUAAGAAGUGAGAGGAUCGUUUAUUAUAUAAACUACACACAUACAUAUAAAUAUAUAUAUAUAUUUACAUAUAUAUGUAUUUAUAUAUAUAUAUAUACAUAUAUAUAUACUUUAUAAAUACAUGCAAAGUACAUACAUACGACAUAAGCUAACGCAACAUUACAUAAUAUUACUACUAAAUACGAGUACAUUAAACAUAUAUAUAUAUAUAAAAAUCCAUAAAUACACACACAUAUACAUACAUAGAUAUAUAUGUAUGUCAAGUAAAUAAAUAUGCUUUAGUACAUAAGUGCAAGCAGCAGAGUUGAAAGUUUCAAAGUAUAGAAGAGUAGAGAGGCCGCUGCAACCGCAGCUCAGAAGAAGAA
Messenger RNA from Drosophila montana, 4125 nucleotides. It is a transcript of the gene crp, whose product is annotated as cropped. Gene Ontology annotation, biological process: regulation of transcription by RNA polymerase II. Gene Ontology annotation, cellular component: nucleus. Gene Ontology annotation, molecular function: RNA polymerase II cis-regulatory region sequence-specific DNA binding; protein dimerization activity; DNA-binding transcription factor activity, RNA polymerase II-specific. The transcript is spliced from 4 exons. Lineage: Eukaryota; Metazoa; Arthropoda; Insecta; Diptera; Drosophilidae. The record is from RefSeq and is a predicted model, not a curated record. The coding region runs from base 745 to 2655 and encodes 636 amino acids.